Molecule: messenger RNA, 857 nt
Organism: Ruditapes philippinarum (Manila clam)
Lineage: Eukaryota; Metazoa; Mollusca; Bivalvia; Venerida; Veneridae
Product: anterior pharynx in excess protein 1-like
Exons: 5
Coding region: 28-567 (179 amino acids)
Source: RefSeq, a predicted model, not a curated record
CAAUGAACACUGGGAAAAAUAUUUUUCAUGGCUGUUUUACAUCUCUUUAAAACAGGAAAUUAUUUGAACAAUAAACCGUAUAUAAAGAGAUACACGAUAAUGUUUUUAGACAAUUCGGUGCUGAGCAUGGAUUCUUUUUAUUUUGUUGCCGUGGUUAUAAGUUUAUUUAGUGAUAGUGCGUUUGGCGGCUAUUGCACUUCAUACACAUACGAUUCAUCAAAAACUUACGUGAAGUGCGGCACGUGGGGAUGGAGUAGGUGUCCAUCGUAUUCAAAGUAUGCAGUACCACACCGGGUGUGUUGCGUUGGAUGGAAAAACCCUGGGUGCUCAGUUCCAAUAUGCAAUAAUAGAUGUUUGAAUGGUGGAUGGUGUUCUGGUCCUGAUCGGUGCACUUGUCCAUCAUCAUUUGAGGGUCGACAGUGCGCCACAAAAAUAUGCUCAGAGAUCGCACCCUGUUAUCCCGGCACAUGUAGUAAUGCGCAAAGAUGUACUUGCUAUAGAGGUUUUACAGACACUUCUAGCGGAUGCCUUACGUGUAAGUUCAUAUUCCUAUGCUCAAAAACGUAAAUAAAUUUGUUUGUUUGUUUUGGUUCUGCGUCACAACGACACUGUAUAUGUCUAAUGGCGACGUUCUAGCUUUACUGGUUGAGGAAUACCUCAGGAGGUCUUCCUUCCAUUGUUCAGACACGAACGGACAACCUAGUAAAACGUAAAUGUAUGAUAUAUUGAUCGAGCGUUUACACUACAGAAUGAGAUAUGCGCAUGGAUUUGCAUGUUGCCUUUUCUUCUUGAUUUGUAACAAAAGUCUUUUAUUUUCGUAUUACAAGGACCUGUUAUCCCUAUCUAGCGCAAACUUU